Rhipicephalus sanguineus (brown dog tick) is the source of this 1023-nucleotide messenger RNA. RefSeq names its product procathepsin L. Gene Ontology annotation, biological process: immune response. Gene Ontology annotation, cellular component: lysosome. Lineage: Eukaryota; Metazoa; Arthropoda; Arachnida; Ixodida; Ixodidae. The transcript has 7 exons. The record is from RefSeq and is a predicted model, not a curated record. Gene Ontology annotation, molecular function: cysteine-type endopeptidase activity. Bases 1 to 1023 code for a protein of 340 amino acids.
AUGAAAUUCUUCUGGAUUUUGACCACCUUGCUUCUGGAGCACCACAUGACAUUCGCCUCUCGGGACUUCUGGUCUCAAGCACAGUGGGCAGAGUUCAAGGCCAUGUACCAGAAGACCUACGGCAGCGCGGAUGAAGAGCUGUUCCGCCAGAAGAUCUUCCUCGACAACCGCUACAUGAUCGCCAAGCACAACGAGCGAUAUGCCCGGGGCCUUGUUUCGUACCAGCUAAAGAUGAACCAGUUCGGAGACCUGUUGCAGCAAGAGUUCGAAGAGUUGGUGGGCGCCGGCGUCCGAGCCGAUAAAGAGUCACUGCACGCGAUGAACGCGUCGACGUUCCUGCCCCCGGAGAACCUGGCCGUCCCGCUGCCCAAGUCGGUCGACUGGCGAAGCACCCUCGUCACGCCCGUCAAGGACCAGGGCUUGUGCGGCUCCUGCUGGGCCUUCAGUGCGGCGGCUGCCAUCGAGGGUCAACACGCGCGCAAAACCGGCCACCUGGUGGAGCUGAGUGUUCAGGACCUCGUGGACUGCUGCGGCGCGGCCUACGAUAAUGACGGUUGUAUCGGUGGACUAAUGGACAAUGCCUUCCGCUGUGUCCGAGACCGCGGCGGCAUCGACACUGCGGCCAGCUACCCUUACGUGGCAAAGGACGGCCAUUGCAACUUCAACAGCAGUAACAUUGGGGCCUCGGUGUCCGGCCUGGUGGUUGUGCUGCCGCGUGAGGACGAAAAGAUUUUACAGAUAGCCGUGGCCACUGUGGGACCCAUCUCGGCAGCUGUCAACGCCAGGCUGCGCGGCUUCCGGUUUUACUCAAAAGGCGUAUACAGGGACGACUCCUGCGUAUUGUACGAAGUGUCCCACGCCGUGGUAAUCGUCGGUUAUGGGGUCACCGAUGACGGGACACCUUACUGGAUCGUUAAGAACAGCUGGGGCCAGAAGUGGGGUCAGGGGGGCUACGUCUAUCUGGCCAAGGAUGCGAAAAACCAGUGUGGAAUCGCGAGCCUGGCCAGCUUUCCGCUCGUCUGA